Messenger RNA from Arachis duranensis, 663 nucleotides. RefSeq lists its product as uncharacterized. Bases 1 to 663 code for a protein of 220 amino acids. The record is from RefSeq and is a predicted model, not a curated record. NCBI's taxonomy places the organism in Eukaryota, Viridiplantae, Streptophyta, Magnoliopsida, Fabales, Fabaceae. The transcript is spliced from 2 exons.
AUGGCUAGUGAGGAGGGUUUUGUAGUCUUGGUUCACCAUAGAGGAUCGAUUAAGAGGAAAAUACGAUCCGGUGUGAAGUUCACUGAUAAGGAUCCUCUCAGUAUUUUCUUGAGGCCUACGACUAGCUAUGAUGACCUUGUUAGUUCUGUUCUACGGAAACUUGGUCUAGAAGGCGUGAAACAGGUUAAAAAGUUUUUCUAUCGCAUUCCAAUCUCGGUCCUCCAAGAAAUCGUGAAAUAUGAUUGUUUCACGAUCGGUAGUGAUGAGGACUUGCAGGUCCUACUUUAUUGUCGUCGGCAGUUUUUCGAAGUCAGAACACUAGAACUAUUGGCAAAGUUGGUUGAUGUGGUAUCCACCUCGGGGGGUUCGAAUCGGAAUACCCCCACUGUAGCCAUGGUAGCCGGUUCUAGCUCCAGACCUGUCGACGACGACGAUGUGGAGCCGGAUAUCAUUGCUGAUGACAGUGGCGAUGAUAUUGGACCGAGUGAGCCUGCUAGUGCGGGAGGUGGUUCUAGCUCUGGCACACAGCUCUACCCUCCAUAUUUUUCAUCUUUGGACUUGGAUGCAAUGAGGCAGGAGGGGGAUCCUGGGGAGGCUGCUGGUUUUGGCGCCAGAGAUGCGGAAGGGUCUGCAAGUCUAACAGAGUUUCAGGUUGGUCAGUAA